AAGACAAGAUGUUGUCUCUGGCAUCUUUAUCAUUGCUGGUAGCGACAGUCUUAGCCCAAUCAUCUUUCUCCCCUACGAGACCACCAGCAAUACCUCUUGCAGUUUCUAACCCGUAUCUCAAUACCUGGCAACAAGCUGGUAGUGAUGGUGGUAAUGGUGGAUAUNNCUUGCCGGUCAAUGGCCGAAGUUCUGGGCGUCUUAUAAAAGUUGAUGGAGGUGCUGCAGUAACCUGGAUGGGCGCUCCACCAGGACCUGCUGUUGCUACUCAGACCAGCUUUGAGUAUACGUCGACAAAAUCCGUCUUCACACUAUCCGUGGAUGGCAAAGUGGGCAUGAAUGUAACCUUUCUUUCUCCAGUCGAACCUACGGAUCUCAGGCGCCAAUCUAUCCCAGCAUCUUACAUGAACGUUGAGGUCUUUUCUAUCGAUGGUUCUGAACACAAGGUCCAGCUAUACUCGGACGUGUCCGCUGAAUGGGCAUCUGGAGAUAGAUCUGCUGUUGCAGAGUGGGAUUUCGGCACUAUCAAUUCUGCUGCUUCGAAGCGUGAUUCAAACACGAGCUACUCAACGAUGCAGACAGUGGCAGUUCCAGUAUCCUCGGUUGCCUCCUCGAACCUUUCAACCACUGCUGUAAUCUCUUCUCAGACUGACGCGACAACCGCAUCUGCAUCCUCAGCAUCCGCAACUGCUACAGGAAUGGCGGUCACCAGUGGUAUUGCAUAUCAUCGCUUCUACCGGCGGGAUCAGCAGCUCUUCACGGAGAACUCAGACCAAGCGAGCUGGGGUAACUGGAUUUACGCAUGUCAACAUGGUGGUUUGACCUACGCGAACGGUGGUGUUGACACAGAUGUUCGUGGUGCAUUUAUCAAUAACGGCGCACUCAAUAACGAAUUGAACACCAAUUACAGAGCGAUCAGCAACCAAUGGCCAGUGUUUGCGUUUGCUCUCGACCUCGGGUCUGUUGGAAGCACUCCGGCAUCAGCAUUGUUCACAUUGACCUUAGCACAAGAACAAGCCAUUCAAUUCGAGUACGAGAAAGACAAAAUCCAGCAACUACCGCCACUUUGGACAAGCUACUUUUCAAACGAACAAGAUCUGGUCUCAUUCUUUUAUAGUGACUGGUCCAAUGCUCAGACUACUGCAAAUAGCAUCGACACAAAGGUUGCUACAGAUUCCUUGGCGAACGCAGGACAAGACUAUCUUACCAUUACCAGUCUCGCUGUUCGUCAGGUCUUCGCCACUACACAGCUUGCUGGCACACAGAAUUCUUAUCACCUUUUCAUGAAGGAGAUCAGUAGUAAUGGUGAUAUGCAGACUGUGGAUGUCAUCUUCCCUGCUUUCCCAAUCUUCAUCUACUUCAAUCCAGAUCUUGGCCGUUUACUUCUUGAACCGCUGUUCAUCAACCAAGAGACUGGCAACUGGCCUAAUGCGUACGCAAUUCAUGAUCUAGGCACUUUCCCUAACGCUACUGGCCACAACGAUGGCAAUGCUGAAGAACAACCAUUGGAGGAGUGUGGCAACAUGAUCAUCAUGGCUCUUGCUGUAGCCCAGAAAGUCAGUGGUGGCGCCGACUACUUGAACCAACACUACAACAUCCUAAAACAAUGGAACGAUUACCUCGUCAUUGAGUCCCUGAUCCCCUCGAACCAGAUCUCUACAGAUGACUUUGCCGGCUCACUAGCGAACCAGACCAACCUAGCACUCAAGGGCAUCAUCGGUAUCGAAGCCAUGGCCAUGAUUGCAAACCUCACCGGUCACACUGCGGAUGCUCAAAACUUUACCAACAUUGCCCAUAACUAUAUCACCAAAUGGCAGCAGUUGGGAAUUGCUCCGGCUACCAAUGGAUCGCUUGCGCAUACCACACUCGCAUACGGUAUGCCCGAGACCCACGGUCUACUUUAUAAUCUCUACGCCGAUACCUGGGUGAAAACGAAUCUCGUGCCUCGUAGCAUUUUCGUCGCUGCUAUUGCCUCUCCCUCUACCAAGAAGCUCUUUAUCUCCAAGAUUGCUUCGUGGAUCGGCAAGACUCCGACCAACAGACCAUUUACGGAUCUUUAUGAGACAGGCAGCGGAGAUUAUCCUGGUGGUAUCAACUUUGCGGCCAGACCGGUACUGGGCGGUGUGUUUGCUCCGCUGUUGGUUGGACAAGGUCCCCUGGGU
Aureobasidium vineae is the source of this 2159-nucleotide messenger RNA. The record is from the annotation of a GenBank genome assembly. NCBI's taxonomy places the organism in Eukaryota, Fungi, Ascomycota, Dothideomycetes, Dothideales, Saccotheciaceae.